Molecule: messenger RNA, 3131 nt
Organism: Bombina bombina (fire-bellied toad)
Lineage: Eukaryota; Metazoa; Chordata; Amphibia; Anura; Bombinatoridae
Product: E3 ubiquitin-protein ligase SHPRH-like
Exons: 9
Coding region: 15-1040 (341 amino acids)
Biological process (GO): protein polyubiquitination; DNA damage response
Cellular component (GO): nucleus
Molecular function (GO): ubiquitin protein ligase activity
Source: RefSeq, a predicted model, not a curated record
UUCAUGAGUACUGGAUGGUGCUUAGAGACCACGUAUCUGCGAUUGAUGAACUUGCUAUGGCAACAGAGCGGCUCAGAGUUAGACUUCCUGAUGAGCCAAAGCCCAACCCACCCGUGCUUCAUAUUAUUGAACCGCAUGAGGUGGAACAAAACCGUGUAAAGCUACUAAAUGACAAAGCAGUCGCCAAGUCGCAGUUACAAAAGAAGCUAGGGCAGCUCCUCUAUCUUACAAAUUUGGAAAAGUCUCAGGAUAAAACUUCGGAUGGAGUAAAUCCAGAACCUUGCCCAAUAUGUGCUCGGGAUCUUGGAAAGCAGUGGGCUGUACUGACUUGCGGACAUUGCUUUUGUAAUGAAUGUGUAGCCAUCAUUAUAGAACAGUACAGUGUAGGCACACGCAGAAGUGCUAUCAAAUGUGCUAUCUGUAGGCAGACCACAUCACAUAAAGAGAUCUCCUAUGUCUUCACCUCUGAAGCAGCAAACCAGGAAAAGGAUAUUCCUGUAAAGGGAAGCCACUCUACCAAAGUUGAAGCUGUGAUCCGAACACUUAUGAAGAUUCACAUUCGAGAUCCUGGUGCCAAAGCAUUGGUUUUCUCAACCUGGCAAGAUGUGCUGGACAUCAUCGCUAAAGCCCUUCAGGACAACAAUUUGGUAUAUUCACAGAUAAACGGGAUCCAGAAGUUUCAGGAGAACCUCUCAGCAUUUAAGUAUGAUUCCAAUAUCAACAUUUUGCUGCUUCCGCUGCACACUGGUUCCAAUGGACUCAAUAUAAUUGAAGCUACUCAUGUGUUAUUAGUAGAGCCCAUUCUGAAUCCAGCGCAUGAACUUCAAGCUAUUGGUCGUGUUCACCGAAUUGGCCAAACAAAGUCUACUAUUGUUCACCGCUUCCUGAUAAAAGCAACCAUUGAAGAAAGGAUGCAAGCAAUGUUAAAAACGGCUGAGAGGAGCCAUACAAGCACCUCAAUGAAGCAGUCUGAAGCAUCUGUCCUGACUGUAGCUGACCUGGCAGACCUGUUUACAGAAGAGAGAGAACAUUUGGAGUAGUUUGCCAGUGAUAGUUAAAGGUACAUGAAACCCAAAAUUUUUCUUUCAUGAUUAAGAUAGAGCACACAAUUUUAAACAAGUUUCGAAAAGACUUACAUUGUCAAAUUUGCUUCAUUCUCUUUAUAUCCUCUGUUGAAGGAGCCAACAAUGCUUUACUGAUUGCUAGCUGAACAGGAUAGCCAAUGACAUAUAUAUUGCAACCACCAAUCAGCAGCUAGCUCCUAGUAGUACAUUGCUGUUCUUGAGCCUACCUAGGUAUGCGUUUUGACAAAGGAUACCAAGUGAACAAAGCAAAUUAGGUAAUUGGAGUAAAUUGGAACGUUGUGUAAAAUUGUGUGAUCUAUAUAAAUCAUGAACAAAAAAUAUGGAGUUUCUUGUUCCUUUACCUCUAUUGUAAAAACGCACUUUCCAGAUUCCAUUCACGUUCUCAAUAUAUAACCAUUCCUACUGAUCAACACUUAUCUUAGGUAAUUGUGUGUCAUAUUGCACUUCUGUCCAAUCUUUUAGCAAUAUUAUCACCUUUUAUAUUAGUGGGCAUGUUUGUAAGCUUGAAAUGUGGCUUUUCAAUGACAGUAUCUCCUUACGCUGAAAUGUCACUGCAAGGGCUCUGUGUUCUCAUAAAAUUACAUUUAUAAUACACCAAAUGUGCAUUGUAAAAGCAUCACAUAGCUAGGCAUAGAUACAAACACUAUGGAGAACUGUUGCCAUGGAAACCCACAAUCUAAAAGAUGCUCAGAGUGGAAGAUAUUUUUCAAAGAAAUUAGACUAUGGUAACCAAAAGGUGCUAUUUCAGCACAUCCAACAUUUUAAAAAUCAAUCUUAAAGGGACAUUAAACACUAAAUAAAUCAUUGCUUCAUUUAUUGAUUCAGAGCACAGAUUGGCCUGAAAAUAGUUUGUACAUGUAUUAUUAUUUUUUUUAAUUGUAUUAAUUGUUUAAAUAUUAAAAAAAAAAAAAAAAUAUAAGGGUAAAGUUAAUGUCCACAAAGCUGUGGGCGCCGUCUUAUUGUAACUAAGGUUACCUUUUCUGCUGAGGCCAAUUAGGAAUGGUUAUAAAUGGCUAACUAGAGUGUGCGGCCAAUGACUGUUUGGAAUAGAUCUGUGUCUGCACUUCCAUGUUUAACAUGAGUUGGAAAGCCCAAAAUAUUCAGAAUUAAAUCACAGGAAAGGAGAACAAAAUAAAUAAUGAAAGUAUACUGCAAAGUUGUUUUACUCCAUGCAAUUAAUACAUUUAUAUUAAUAUCUUGAGGUGCUUAAUGUCCCUUUAAAUUAUGUUUAUGUAUUUUAUUAUUGAAGAAUUUAGGCCUAAUUUUAAAUUGUUGUUAGAUUAGUUAAUUCAAGUUAUAGAAGACCAAGAGUACUGUGCUAACAUAUUUUAUGAAGUAAAUAAUACAAACUCUGUAAAUAUUUUAUCAAACACCUAAAACCCAGCAAAAUCCUUCCAGAAUUGAUGUCACAGAAGUGAUUCCAAAAAUAAAUAUGAAUGUUGUUGUUACCUAAACCCUUUUUUUUUUUUUUUUUAAAUGUGUGCUGGUUUAUCCAGUGAUAUAUAUUUUUUUUCCCCUAGUCAAAAUGACAACUUUCAGAGACAAUAUUUUAUGUACAUUCCUAAUAGUGGUCAAAUUGAUUCCAUUAUUUACACUAUUGCUGUUUUUGGGGGGUGCAUAGAUCAAAUUUCGUACAGACAUUGUCUUCCCAAAGAACAUCUGACUUUUUAAUAUUUCUUUAUGUCAUCUUAGUGAUCUUUAUAUAGCCCCUCUGUAUAACUUUCUGCAGAAACCAUGAACUAUUACGGUUUUCCUCUGGAGGACUCUGGGUAAGGAUAUGAACAUGGGGCAUCUGAUCUUUUGAAAACUAUGGAUAGUUAAUCCUUGGCAUCCGCCAGUUUGAGCAAAUGGAAAUAGAUUGUGGAAACCCUUUUUCAAUAAUCAAGUUGUAGAUAAAAAAAAAAAGAUUUUUUUCUUUUCUUCAAAUGUACUGUUAUGUGAUGCCUUUUACUAGGAUUCUGUUUGUAAGAUCUCUGCUCACAAGAUAAAUAUUUGUAUAUAUUUUAAACUGUUAAUGUUAUAUAAAAGGUGGACUGUUUUACUAAA